GCAGUGGACAGAGAAAUACAUGAACAAAAAAUACGGUAUCCAAAAAAUAAAAGAAGCUUCUCUGUUUUGCUUUUAUCAUUAAUAAUAAUCAACUGAACGUUGAUAUAUCCUGUUUUUUUAGAAACUUGUUUGAUGUUUGUGUGAGUAGUGUUGAAGUAUGUCAGUGGAGCAUGAUUUCAUAGGCUUAUCAGCAGAACCAGAGGUUCCAAAUUCAAUGGAAAACUCAGGACUAAACCUGAAAGCAACGGAGUUGAGACUGGGGCUACCGGGCUCAGAGUCACCUGAAAGAGAGAGCAGUGAGAACAAGAACAACACUAUGGUUGCUUCACUGAAGAGCUUUGUGGGUUCAGGUGGUAAAAGGGGUUUCUAUGAUGCCAAAUGGGGUUUCUCUACAUGUGACCAUAACUUGUAUUCUGCAACAACUGCUGCUAGUACUGGAUCGAAGCUCCUUGGCCCUCCCAAUUCUCAUUUGUCUGCUCCGGCUGUGAAAGAGGCGGCUGCUCAGUCGCCAAAGCCGGUGGUGGUGCUGCAGGACAAGAAGCCUCAUGGAAUUGCUUCUUCUUCUUCAAAGGCAGAAGUUGUGGGAUGGCCACCAAUUCGCUCCUUCCGGAAGAACACAAUGUCUUCCCAUUCUCCGAAAAAUGAAGAAGAUUCUGAUGCCAAGCUGGGAUUGGGGUGCUUGUAUGUCAAAGUCAGUAUGGACGGUGCUCCCUAUCUGCGGAAAGUUGACCUGAAAACCUUCAGUAGCUAUACGGAAUUUUCGUCAGCUCUAGAGAAAAUGUUCAGCUGCUUUACAAUCGGUCACUGUGGCUCGCAUAAUAUUCGCGGCCGAGAUGGAUUGAGUGAGAGUGGAUUAAUGGAUCUUCUCCAUGGUUCUGAAUAUGUACUCACCUAUGAAGAUAAGGAUGGUGACUGGAUGCUAGUUGGUGAUGUUCCCUGGGACAUGUUCACCACCUCUUGCAAGAGGCUUAGGAUCAUGAAGAGUUCAGAAGCUGUUGGCUUAGCUCCAAGGGCAAUGGUGAAGUGCAAAAAUCGUAACUAGUCUGGUACAGACGCUUUUGCUACAAAUGGAUCUCAUAUUGUCCAUAGGGAAAAGACCAUUGAAAUUGCUUCCAUCUGAAUGUCGAAACUGCUUAAAGGGUAUCAUUAACUGAGUCCGCAAUUUGCUUAAAAUUGAAGACUUGUGUACUAGGAAAUAAUUUCUCUAGUUUUGCCAAGACAUAAUGUUUCUGGAGGAUUUAUUGAUAGGUUUCUCCUCUUUAUCUUUUUCGAAGUAUUUUGAUCAUGGCUGUAUAAAUAGUUUGUUGUACAGUCUCUCACUUGGUAUUAAAUAGAACUCUGGUAUUAUAAUCUC
Messenger RNA from Mangifera indica (mango), 1354 nucleotides. RefSeq names its product auxin-responsive protein IAA27. The transcript has 5 exons. The record is from RefSeq and is a predicted model, not a curated record. The coding region runs from base 158 to 1042 and encodes 294 amino acids. Gene Ontology annotation, molecular function: protein binding. Gene Ontology annotation, cellular component: nucleus. Lineage: Eukaryota; Viridiplantae; Streptophyta; Magnoliopsida; Sapindales; Anacardiaceae. Gene Ontology annotation, biological process: regulation of DNA-templated transcription.